Messenger RNA from Periconia digitata, 1674 nucleotides. The record is from the annotation of a GenBank genome assembly. Lineage: Eukaryota; Fungi; Ascomycota; Dothideomycetes; Pleosporales; Periconiaceae.
AUGAUUAUCACCGUCCAUCAUCCACAGGUACUUAAGGAACAGCAAUUGAAUCUUCUAAUCCACCAACCAAACCUUACAAACAUACAAUUUCCAAGCACCAAAACUAUGGAUAUUAACACUGUCAUAAACUCACUUCCUCGUGCGAGCGCACAGCAGAAAGCCAGCAGCGAAUGCUUUUGCGGCAACAAUUGGGCCGACAGUUCACACGUGGCCGUCACCCUUCCAUGUUCCCACACUUUUGGCCAAGACUGUCUCAGACAGUGGUUCAACACACCUGGACAGCGUGCCAACAACCGCUGUCCUGUCUGCCGACACGAACUCUUCGAUGAUGGGCGACCGACCGCCGAACAGGAAAGGGCAGAACUGCAAGCUGUAUUAGACAAUAUCCGCUACAUGGAAAACCGUUCCCGUCUAUGGAAUGACGGGCUCAGAUACGAUUCUAUGCUGUCUGAGGAUGAAGAUUCGUCUGGACGACUAUAUGAAGAGGAUUUCAGCGAAAUUCGAAACCCAGUCGCACAGUCCCGUAGUACUCCAUAUUCGAUGAUGGCUCGAGCUGACGGAAAUGGAAUGGAAAGCUCGUCGCGCCACGGGAGAGUGCUUCCAGUUCCACAGUCUGGUAACACUCAACAUGCGACAGCUCGAGCUGGCGGAAAUGGAAUGGAAGGCUCGUCGCGUCACGGGAGAGUGCGUGAUCAUCCUCGGAAUGAGACUGAAGCGGAGCGUUCACAGCGUAGACAGCAGGCCCUGGAUCAGGAUCGUCGUCAGUAUGACUUGAAUAGAGUCAGAACGAGUCUUGGUCGUGAGCAGCGAAACCUAGAUUGGAUUCGCGCGCAGUUUGAUAGCCCGCACCUGACUCUAUCGCGCGCACAACGCCUCAGUAUUUCUCUUGACAAUGUUCUUCUAGCGAACGACGAGCGAAAUGUCAGAGCAGUCAUUGAACAAAUACGCCAGCUGGAAGAGAAUGCGCGGGUAGUGCGGGAACAACAUAAUAGUCGUCUGUCUCAAACCGAAAUCAAUUACAUUGCAUAUGCACAAGAUAACCGUGCAGUACUAGAACUAAUGCUAGAGCACGGGACACGUGCACUAGCCAGGCGACGGGUAGAGGUUUCAAGGAACCCACAAAACGAGUCUGCUGGGCCUGCACUUGACUUGGCAGCCCUCGACAUGAGCCAAGACCCGUUACCGUCGGGUUCUUCACGCGAUCAGUCUGAACGCCAACUGCGCGAGAUGCGUAACGAGGUUAGAAGAAAGAUCCUAGAAGCAGAGCUUAAUCUUCGUGGCCGUCUCCGUGAAUUCGAGUUCUACGAAGCCAGUAACCUGCCCCUACCCCUGCUCUCGUAGAUCUAACACUCUCUACACUUGUAUGAUGAUGAUACUCCAUUACCCAUUUCGCCAAGAAGAUCAGAUGGAAUUAGUCACCAAGAACACAAACUACAUACAAAAUGCAUAAGAAAUGAAUAAGAAAUGAAUAAGAAAUGAAUAAGAAAUGAAUGAUUUGCUACAGAAUACUAGAUUGAGGUACAAUUGUGACGCUUGGCCGACCGGGUCGUCUCCAAUGACAAACAGUUCGCCAACUAAAUAGGAAUUACUCACUAUCUGCUCAACAAUACUUAAACUAUAAUACCUUCCAGAAUGUAAGAAGCAUUUCUGAUGUACCCCAAAAUAUAGCACUCC